Molecule: messenger RNA, 2229 nt
Organism: Thermothelomyces thermophilus ATCC 42464
Lineage: Eukaryota; Fungi; Ascomycota; Sordariomycetes; Sordariales; Chaetomiaceae
Exons: 2
Coding region: 404-2023 (539 amino acids)
Biological process (GO): transmembrane transport; intracellular zinc ion homeostasis; zinc ion transport
Cellular component (GO): Golgi apparatus; membrane
Molecular function (GO): zinc ion transmembrane transporter activity
Source: RefSeq, a predicted model, not a curated record
UGAAACGACUGUGCCGUUCCUUCCUCCAAAUCGCGGUCGAUAGCAAACAGUGGAAGAGCUGCUUCGGCUCUCGGCUGUCCCAGUGAGUACUAUUUACUAUUAAAGCGUCUUCUCCCCGCGUUUGCUGUGGCACCCAACGAACCGUCGCUGUUGACAGACAAGCUGCGCCUUAUUGAUGCAGGAUAUCCAGCCGACCGGGAACGCAAAGUGAGUCGCAUCGAACGUCGGGCGACCAGUUCGCUUCACCGCCGCCUCUGCCCGCCUUCCGCACGCCGCCCGAUGCCAAAUCAUAGGUGAUUCAAGGAGCGCCCGACGCUCCUUAGCCCUGCGCUUGGUUGCUGGAUAGGAUAUCUGAUCUCGCCCGCCACCUCAAAUCGGCAUAAUCGCCUCGCAACCCGGCACGAUGGCAUCGUCCUAUGCCCUGCCGGCCUCAGCGCUCCAUCAACAUCAUCAUGGUUCAGACAACAACCUUUCACACUCACACUCCUCCAAUGGCCACUCCCACACUACGUCCCUGACCUCGCUGAGCCCCUCGCGGAGUCGUAGAGAGACUCGACCAAGCGGCACCCAUUCCCAUGGCCGGAGUCACCAUCAUGGUGGCGGCGGCGGCGACAACCCCUCGCAGUUCCGAACGAACUCGAACGUGCCCAUGCCCAUCAGCAUCCCUCCGCCAACGGGGUCGAGUGGUGGUCAGUGGAAAAUCGAAUCAACUCCCGGGGGCAAGGCAUUGGUGUCGCCGUCAGCGGCCAGCUUCGACGCCGCCGGCGUGUACGAGCCUCCCGUCGGGGCGCUGCCGAGGUCGCACUCCCAUUCGAGCCACCACGCCCAUGAUCAUUCGGGUCCACGGUCCAAGUUCACGGCGCUUCUGCUCCAGUACACCCCGAGGUGGCCAUUGUUGCAUGCGGUCGUGUCGAUCGAGGAUUCCCGGAGGAUAUUCUAUUUCAUGAGCUUAAACUUUGCAUUUAUGGCGGUGCAGGCGUUUUACGGUUACGUGACGGACUCGCUCGGUCUUCUGAGCGACAGCGUGCACAUGUUUUUUGAUUGCGUGGCCCUGGCGGUCGGGCUGUUUGCCGCGGUGGCCAGCAAGUGGCCUCCGAGUGAUAGAUUCCCGUACGGUUUUGGGAAGAUCGAGACGCUGAGCGGUUUCGGCAAUGGCGUCUUCCUAAUCUUAAUCAGUGUGGAAAUCAUGACGGAGGCGUGCGAGCGGAUAUACGAGGGCAGGGAGACUAAGAGGCUCGGGGAGCUGUUUGUCGUCAGCACGGCCGGGUUGCUGGUCAAUCUGGUGGGUAUGAUGGCAUUUGGGCAUCAUCACCAUGGCCAUGGUCAUGGCCAUACCCAUAACCACGGGCAUGGUCAUUCUCAUGCUUGCAACGGCCAUUCCCACAGCCGCCACGACCACGACCACCUCCACCUCCACAGCAACGGGCACGACGAGAAGCACAGCCGCCCGCGCGGUGGACCGGCACAUUCCCAUUCCCACGACAACGAGAACAUGCACGGCAUCUACCUCCAUGUGCUCGCCGACACGCUCGGAAGCGCGGCGGUCAUCGUCUCAACCGUGCUCACCCACUUUUGGAAGUGGCCCGGCUGGGACCCGCUGGCGUCCUUCCUCAUCGCGGUUCUGAUCCUGCUCUCGGCCCUGCCGCUGGUGAAGUCGUCCGCGCGACGGCUGCUCCUCACGAUCCCUCCCGAGAUCGAGUACAACUUGCGGGACACGCUCUCCGGCAUCACGGGCCUGCGGGGCGUCGUCGGCUACGCGGCACCCAAGUUCUGGCUCGACGACCGGGAUGCCGGCCAGGACGGGGGCGCCCCCAACAAGCUCUUGGGGGUCAUGCAUGUUGUCGCGGCGCGCGGGGCCGACAUGGAAGAUGUGCGGGAUCGCGUGAGGAACUACCUGCUGGAGCACAACAUUGAUGUCACGCUGCAGGUCGAGAGGGAGGGCGACACGAGCUGUUGGUGUGGUGUCGGGCGCAGCCCGCUGUCGCAGACGCAUCGGACGACGCAUAGUACCGGUAUUUUCUGAGCGAGGUCAUCUACCCUGCAGAUGUUUUAUUUCUUCGGAAGUGCGUUGGAGAUAUUGCUUCCUCAGGAGAUAUUCGUCUUGGAGGAUUUAUUGUACAACAUACGGGUUGGAUUUACAGCCUUGAAAGAUAUUUCUGGAGAACUCAUGUCUUGGGCUUAAUAUUCUUCAACAGGAGAACCCUAUACCUAAGAAAACGCUUCUCUUGC